ACGACGCUUUCUCAAGUUGAGGUGAGCCAGAAACGACGCUUUCUCAAGUUGAGGUGAGCCAGAAACGACGCUUUCUCAAGUUGAGGUGGGCCAGAAACGACGCUUUCUCAAGUUGAGGUGGGCCAGAAACGACGCUUUCUCAAGUUGAGGUGAGCCAGAAACGACGCUUUCUCAAGUUGAGGUGAGCCAGAAACGACGCUCUGUAUACUACUCAUGCAAUGGAUCUAUAGCCACCCAACGUACGUACGCUGGAUAAUAAAGAUGUUUAAAAAAGGUUUUUGUUGAAUAAAUACUUUUUGAACUGUCAUUUGUAAUUUUUUGAUAGUUAUACAAUGUAGUAUAUGAUGAAAAUUGAUGUUAUAUAUACGUGGGUAAUAGCCGCCCAACGUACGUACGCUGGAUAAUAAAGGUGUUUAAAAAAGGUUUUUGUUGAAUAAAUACUUGGUGUAAGCUUGGCAACUCGAUGGAGCACAUGGCUUGCUGAUUUUGAAAUGUUUAUUAUCUCGAGUGAAAUUAAAGAUAAAAAGCAACAACGAACAUUACUUCUCUGUCAAGAUGGUUCACACAUUCGUGAAAUAUUUUGACAGCUCAACGAUACAGGCGACGACAGCGAAUAUGAACUUGCUAUAACCGAAUUAACGGAAUAUUUUGAGCCUCAAAAAAAUCGGCGAUAUAAAGUGUACAAAUUUCGCGAAGCCAAACAAGAACAAUCAGAAACGUUAGACCAAUUUCAUAAGCGAUUGAGAAAAUUAGCUCAAACAUGUACUUUUGAUGAUGUUGACUUUGAGGUGGAACAACAGAUAAUCAUGGCGGGAUCUUCUUCGUGGAUACGAAAGAAAACACUAAGAGAUCCCGAGUAUAAACUCAGGGAUAUUUUACUGGACGGCCGUAGAGAUGAGCAAAGCACUUAUCAAGCACGGGAUAUUGAGUCAAAGGACAAAAAUAACGACAUGUUGGCCACCAUCCAAUCUGAAUCGACGAGAAAAUGUUAUUAUUGUGGCCGUCCAUACUCACAUCAAGGCUACGAAAUCAUUUAUGUCAGGUAUGUGCAACGUUUUUUUCAACGUCUGUCGCUGGAAUGUUGCAUCAUUUGGUCGCUGUUCAUGAACACGAUGCCAGAUUGCAUAUUCUCUGCGAAGUGCCGGAAUGUAAUUCAACCUUCGCUAAGGUAAACUCUUACAAAAGUCAUCUUAGAAGAAAGCACGCCAAUGUUGACUUAAACUCACGUCAUCUAUGUUGCGUUGAAUCAGCGAGUAGCACUCACAACAAUUUUUGUCCUGAUGAGGAUGGCCUUGAACUGUUAAUUGAUGAAUUCAACAGGGAAAAUGAACUUGAUGACUCUGUUCAAGCAAUGGAACACAAAAAGGCUCAAUUUCUUCUAAAAACAAAAGAAAUCAAUCUGCUCACACAAAAAUGUGUGGAUAACAUUGUAGAAGAUUCCACUGAACUUGUCCAAGGAACAGUCAAAGCAAUUAAACACAGUUUGCAAAAUUGCUUAGAGAAAGCUGGAUUAAAUUAUAAUGAUGUGCCAGGUCUUGAUGAAUUAUUUGAUGAAGGACAUGCUAUCUCAAAUCCAUUCAAACAUAUUUCCACAAAGUAUAAACAGAAUGCUUAUUUUGAGGAGCAUUUUGGCUUAGUUCAACCCAGACGAAUUAAACUUGGACACAGAGUUGUGAAAAGAUGUUUAAGGACUGUGUACAAAGAGAUUCUUAAAGAUGACGAAAUCAUGUACAUACCACUGCUUAAAUCCUUGGAAAAAAUGCUCAAUGUAAAAGGAGUACUUGAACAGCUAAACCAUGGUCAUCUUUGGCAACAUAAACAUGAUGAUGUGAUUGAGGAUUUUUGCGAUGGCCAGUAUUUCAAAACCCAUCCUCUGUUUUCCAAGGACUCAACUGCUUUACAAAUCAUGCUUUACUAUGAUGAGUUGGAAAUUGCAAAUGCCCUUGGUAGUGAAACUAGAAAGCAUAAGUUAGGAGUUGUUUACUACACAACUGGAAAUAUUGAUCCUCGAUAUCGAUCCCAGUGUGAUAACAUUCACCUACUCCUUAUGGCAACAGUUCCACUUAUCAAAAAAUAUGGCAUUGACAUUCUCUUGUAGCCUUUCAUGAAUGACCUUGAAUACCUUGAACAAGUAAGUGAUCCUAUUUAUUGUUUUUUAGCUUAUUACCUGUUAUUGAUAAUUGUGCAGAGUAAGUAGUUUGAUAAAAAUUGCUUAAAAUUAACUGUCACACUUCUUUUUUGAGGAUGGAGGUCACCAGUUCAUUGUUAAAGGUGAACCUAUGUCAUUUUCUGGGACUAUUGUGUUGGUUUCUGGAGACAAUCUUGGAUCACAACUCAUGGGUGGAUUCAAAGAAGGUCCAGGUGCACAUUUGAAAUGCCGGCAAUGCAUGGGGACCACUGAACAAAUAAAGCAGAAGUUUUUAGAAAAAAUUUUACACUUGGAACUCGUGCUGGUCAUGACCGCCAAUGUGAACUGAUUGAAGAAAACCCAGAACUGAGUAAAGCAGAUGGGCUUUGCAGGAGAUCAAUUCUUCGCAACUCUAGGUAUUUUCAUGUAGCAGAUGGCAUGCCAGGUGAUGCAAUGCAUGAUAUACUAGAAGGAGUACUUCAGUAUACAUGUAAAGAAUUGCUAAAGGACUUCAUAUUUAAAGACUCCAAACAUGGUCAUGUCCAAAUGUUUUCGUGUCAAUUUCUAACGCUCGUUCAUAAAAAUCUUUUGCUCUUUCGUACUCUUCCAUAUUAUUGUAAACCAAACCCAGAUUGUUGUACCUUAUCGCAAUUUUAACAUGGUCAGGCCCAAA
Xenia sp. Carnegie-2017 is the source of this 2801-nucleotide messenger RNA. RefSeq lists its product as uncharacterized. Lineage: Eukaryota; Metazoa; Cnidaria; Anthozoa; Malacalcyonacea; Xeniidae. Bases 986 to 2098 code for a protein of 370 amino acids. The transcript has 6 exons. The record is from RefSeq and is a predicted model, not a curated record.